Messenger RNA from Macrobrachium nipponense, 4675 nucleotides. RefSeq lists its product as uncharacterized. NCBI's taxonomy places the organism in Eukaryota, Metazoa, Arthropoda, Malacostraca, Decapoda, Palaemonidae. Gene Ontology annotation, cellular component: membrane. The transcript is spliced from 11 exons. The record is from RefSeq and is a predicted model, not a curated record. The coding region runs from base 971 to 3136 and encodes 721 amino acids.
CUGUCUGUCAGGAACCACGUACGUAAGUGAUUCGAAGUCUGCGUCGAUGGUCAGUAAGCACAGUGGAGAGUUUUGGAGACUAUCUCAUUUAAGUGGACUGGGGUAUGUGAUAAAAGCUGAGGAAAGCAGAAAAAAAAAUUCCAGAAGCAGCGACGACUGAACGAAGUGUUUUGAAACAGGAUCGAGAUUUUAGACAGGACAGGAGGCGGUAGGUACGUACGUAAGCAGGGAGGAGUAAACGGACCAGGGGAUGACCUCCCAUCGCUUCUGUUGCCCACUCGUGCACACUCGCUUAGGUGGCACUAACGAGUCUUCAUCUACCCUGCCCAGGCCCAGCCGAUCCGUCGUCAACAGACCCUGCCUGUGCAUGCCCUCUACCCAUACAAAAGUCCAACACGCCGACUUGGAAGUCUUGCCGAUAUUCAAGGACAUUUAUGGAGGUUCAUCCACGGCCGCAUCGGCAUCUCUCACCUUGAUGUGUGAUAUUUAUUAAAGAUACAUUUCUGAGAAUGGCAGUUAUUCUUGCGAGCAAAUCGAGAUCUAUGGCAAUCGGACUCGAGCAGUGAAAGUGUUCGCGCGCGAGCAACCAGAGGCCAGCAGGUAUAGUAGUAGUAGUAGUAUAACCCCGACGCCAAACAGUGCAACCAAAUAAGAAAUCGAGCAUCACCUCGUUUCCAUAGUUCCAUAGAGGGGGGGAGGACGAAGUCAGACGAGAAGGUGUAACAACCGCUGCAACGGAAAGAUACCACGGAGAGAUGGAGCGUUAGAAGCUCCGGAGAUCAGACGAAGAACAAUAACAACUAGAACAGUGUUGUGUAGCUGUUCCGCUUCUUCCAGAGGAAACAAGUUUAGCAAAAGGGAUCAAGUUCAGGGUCAAGGCCUGCUGGAAACAGUGCGCCGUUCGCUCGGGUGUGUUUGUAGUGUGAUAGCAGUUUGUUGAUAUCGUUUGGUUUUGACAAAAUAACCAAAGAUGUGGGAAAAACUAGCGGCAGACAUCAAAAUCAAUCUGCUCUCGUCAGAUUUGAUGCCACUGAAGUUUCUCUUCUUCAUGUUAUACGCAGCUAACACGACGUUAUACCCAUACUUGGCCGUGCACUUGCAGUCGCUCGGAUUCGGGGCAGAUGAGGCCGCUGUGGUGUACGCGAUCAUACCCUUGGUCUCCAUCAUGGGGCCGCCCGUGGCGGGCGCCAUUGCCGACAAAAUCGGAAACUUCAAACUGUUCUUCUCGGUGAUGGUGGCCGUGUCCGGGAUGGUGUCCCUACUCCUGCUGGUCAUACCCCCGGUGCCCAUACCCCCUGGGCUCUCCCUCUCCCUCCUCACCGAUCACCACGAGUCGGAACUCGUCGGGAUCAACACCCUGGCAGAACGGCUUCCCCUGGAGGAAAUAGGGCACUCGGUGGACGCCGAAUACCUCCAGUUCAUCAUCAUCACCAACCAGACCGGGUGCGACAUCUGGGAGGAGUACCAGACAACCAUGGACGGCUUCGACAAGAUCAACAUCGGCAGCGCUGAGCCAAAGGCCACGGCGAACCUGACUCUCAUCCUGAAGCACAUGAACUUCUCCCUCAUAGCCCUGACGACUCACCAUCCGCUCUUCUGUCCGCCGGAUGUGCCGCUGAGACCUCUCUCGCAGGGCGCCGAAGCUCUCCUGCCGGAGAUCUUGAAGGAUUAUAACACCUCUUGGCUCAAUCUGACGGCCAACGGCAGCCUGGCUUCUGAGGAUAAGGAAGCCUGGUGGAGGAGUGGAUGCGAAGUCAAGGUACCCGGCUUAUGCGAACCCCAUCAUGCUGACAUUAUUGGAGCAGAGGCCCUUAGUUUCUGGACGUACCUCUUUGCCAGGUCGCUCUUGAACGGAGCUGUCAAUGCCGCCUUCGCACUUUUCGAAGGGGCCACCUUGUCACUUCUAAAGGAACACCAAGGAGAUUACGGCUUGCAGAGGGUAUGGGGUUAUAUGGGAAGCAUGGUGUUCACCCCGUUCUCCGGUUGGCUGAUCGACACGAUGAGCCACGAUCCGAACACCCCUGAUUUCAGGUCCUCUAACUCUCGAACUUCCACCUACAGACCGGCUUUCUACCUCUUCGUCGGUCUGCAAGGUCUCGCAGGUCUAGUUGCCCUCUCUGUCGACCUCAAGUUCAAGACGCCCAACGAGCAGGUCAUGAAGAACAUCUGGAACUUCCUGAAGAACCCGGAGGUCAACAUGCUGUUCGUGGCCAUGUUCUUGUCAGGCGCGUUCUUCGGCUUCCUGGAAGCGUUCUUGUUCUGGUUCCUGGGCGACCUGGGUGCCUCCAGGUCCCUCAUGGGUCUGACGGUGACGGUGGGAGCUGCAGCGGCCAUCCCUUUCCUGAUAUUCAUGUCCCCCAUCAUCAGGAAGUUCGGGCACAUCUGCGUCAUCGCCAUCGGGUUCUUCGUGUACGCCAUCCGGUUCGCAGGCUACGCCUCCAUCUACAAUCCCGCCACGGCCAUGUACUUCGAGUCCUUGGAGGGCAUCACCAUAGGCCUCAUGUUGUCCGCCGGGAUGACCUACGCCAGCGAGCUCUCCACCACCAAAAACGUGGUCUCUCUUCAGGCUAUUUCGACGACCUUACACGUCGGCGUUGGCAAGGGCGCUGGCAGUCUCGUGGGUGGGUACAUGUACCACCAUCUGGGCGCCAGGAAGACGUUCAGGCUGAUGACGGUGGCCAGCCUGCUCAGCGCCAUCAUCUUCUUCAUCUUCCACAUCUACAUCGAGCACCGGAACCGCCUCCGGCUGCUGAACCGCGCCGAGGAAGGGGACGCCCUCAUCGCAGACGAGGAGGAAAUGAUCAAGCUGACCGACCGGAAGAAGAAGGAUCCCAAGAAGAGGAAGAAGUCCAGCAGGAUCUGGAUGAGGAGGAGCGUCAUAGAAAACGGUACCGUCAAGUACAGAUGGAGGGUGACGAUGGUAGACGCCGACACCCAGACCGACCCAGUCGUGAUCCUGGACAGCGUUCCCGUCGCUCUCCCCGAGGACUUGCCUGACGGCGUGGAUGCGGGGGAGAAGUUAGGGCCCGACGAUCCUGAGGGUAUUAAGGUAGAAGGGGUCAGGGCAAGAUGUGUAGAAAAGAAGGAGCCGGACGAGAAGGCAGAGAGCAGUAAAGAGAAAACGGAAGAGAGGUAGAGGUUGAGUAGGGGUUCCCACAGGGCCAUCAUCUAAGUCACUGUCAUACAAAUAAAUAAGCAAAUCUCGUCACAGCACCUUUUAUGAAGGACUCGUGGACCCCCUGUGUCUCCUUCACCUCAGAGGAACUGAUUCCAGAUUUUGUUUCUCACGGUAGUUUAUCAGUGAUUUAUUUAUCAAGAAAACUGAAUAAGGAUGAGGAAUUGAACAUCAAGGGGCGUGAAGCCAUACUGUCGAAAGAUAUGUGUAGCAAAAUGUCACUUUUUUUUUUUUUUUUAAUUUCAGACAAAUGUUAUCAGCAUUAAUACCGAAAAUGUCGAGACAUAAAUGUUGACAUUCUGAUGCCUGUUAUGAGCUUUGUAAUUCAGGUAAAUAAAAAAAACCUGGAUUAGAAAAUUAGAUAAAUUAGAUUAUGUUUUCCUCAGAAAAUUAGAUUUUAUAAGCUGUAUUGUAUUCUUCUUUUAUUAAUUUUACUUACUCUGUCUUUUUUUCAUUUAUUCUUAUUGUGCAAAAAGCGAUGGUCCUAAAAGAGUACUUUAUGCCUUAUGUAAAGUAUAUAUAUAUAUAUAUAUAUAUAUAUAUAUAUAUAAAUAUAUAUAUAUAUAUAUAUAUAUACUUAUUAUAUAUAUAUAUGACUUCUAUAGUUCCCAGAAUCUACCUAUCUCCAGGUGUUUAGAGAUUUAUUAACCCAAGAGAUAGUCGAAGGGAAUGUGAUUAUUUGAUCAAGCAUUCUUUUACUUCACUUCUCUAUAAUAUUUGAAGAAGGUAUAACAGAACUUUCAUUUGUAAUGAAUAAAAAACAGACAAAACACUUUUUGUACAGUACUACGUAUUUUCUAACAGGCAUCGAGUCGUGGUCAGCAUAUAAUUAUUAUUUUAUGAAUAAUGAAAAAUCUGCUAUGGCAUAAUUUAUGGUGUCCAGUAAUGGUAUUAAUCUUUGUAAUCAAUCAUGUAUACUAUCUAAUUUGUUUUCCUUUUUUGCUUAUAAAGGGGUUUAAAAUUCAAUGUACUUACACUGUUUUCUGAAGAGUAUUACGCAUUGCCCAACUGAAGCUUGGAUCUCAAUGACUAAUUUGAUAAGUUUUGGAAAUUAUAUAUGUAAAUGGCUUGAUAAAUAUUUGGAAAAUAUAUUCAAAUGGUUAUUACAAUUUCAUGUGAAUACUGUGAUUGUUGUGUUUACAUACAUACAUUUUACGAAUAUGUUGACUGCCAGUGCACUUGUGCAUUAUUCAUUUUCAUUGUUAAAUUUGUUUAGUGUGAAUUUGUCCGUUAUUUCUUGUUACUGAAGCAUCCUGCCUUUGCAGGAUGCUAAAUUGAGCCUUUCUUAUUAUCCCCGACUACAGAUGUUUUAACAUCCUAAAUGUUCCUCGGAAUGGAUCCAUUUUGAUUCCCUGUAGAAUUGUACAUAGCAUAGAUAUUAAUAUAUAAUUGUCGUUGCAUGUUUUGUAAACCUGGGAGGGGAAACCGUUGUAUAUGAACUGCAAUUACUCCCGACCUUCACUGCUUCCUGAUUUAUUAAUAUUAAAAACUGAUUUCUAA